This is a messenger RNA of Pyrenophora tritici-repentis Pt-1C-BFP, 3063 nucleotides long. RefSeq names its product BRCT domain containing protein. The record is from RefSeq and is a predicted model, not a curated record. Lineage: Eukaryota; Fungi; Ascomycota; Dothideomycetes; Pleosporales; Pleosporaceae. Gene Ontology annotation, biological process: double-strand break repair; DNA double-strand break attachment to nuclear envelope. Gene Ontology annotation, cellular component: nucleus; Cul8-RING ubiquitin ligase complex.
AUGGAGGACACUACAAUGCUAGAUGGUUCCCAAGGACUUUUUGUAGAUUUGAGUUUCACAAUAUAUCCAAAUGGUCUCUCUGAAGAUGAUUUACGCGAGAUUGAACACGCCAUAUCCAAUGCGCGCGGUACUAUCAUUCCCUUCAAUGCGCCCAAAGGCCGAAUUGAGAACCUCCAAGACAUCAAUUACAUCAUCUCUGAGACGGCCGACUUUCCUGACUACCACCGCGCCCUUGAUCUCAUGAUACAUGUCGUCAAGCCAACAUGGAUUGACGCGUCGAUACAAUUCGGGAAGACCAAGAAUCCAAGAACAUACAGCCCGGACCCCGCGCUAUACAUGAACGAUGUUGUUAUAUGCUGUGGAGAUAUCCCCAGCGGAGACAAAGAAGCAAUCGAAGGCGGCGUGCUGGCAUUGGGUGGGCAGGUUUCACCAAGUCUGUCCAAAUGUGUGACACAUCUUAUCGCGCUGGACGUGGGCGAACCGCGAUGUCAGCUCGCCAUUAGUAAACGCCUCCAGCUUGCGAUUGUAUUGCCGCAUUGGUUUGAUGACUGCCUCAAGGUCGGCCGUAGGAUAUCAGAGCGCCCCUACAAGUUGCCCAACCCCGAAAUCCUGGCUGCCGCCGACGAAGCAGGCGCGAUCCCACCCACACGAACAAGCCAACAAAUCAGAGAUGCGACGACUCCUGACCCCCAUGCCGAUCCUGUACCACCGCCACCUCACCUGGAAGCUCCUCGCGCGAUCAAGGCUUUCGAGGGGAAGAGUGUCAAGCUCGGCGAAGACCUGAAUAUCAGCAGCAAGCUUAGGGGAAUAAUCACGGACAUGAUCCAGGCUGGAGGUGGCAGUGUCUCUUCGAAUAUUGACGAGGUUGACAUGUACAUUUGCAACUAUCGAGAAGGCUCCGACUAUAUCAAGGCUUCGCAAUUGCAGAAAGACGUUGGCAAUUUGGGCUGGUUAUACUACCUAAUCACACACGGUAUCUGGACAAAUCCAAUGCACCGGAUGAUGCAUUACCCGCGACCACGCCACGGCAUUCCUGAUUUCAACAAAUACAAAAUCAGCAUUUCCAGCUAUACGGGCGAAGCAAGGGUAUACCUGGAGAAUUUGAUCAAGGCUUCGGGCGCAGAAUUCACAAAGACAUUCAAGCAGGAAAACACACACCUCAUCGCGGCACACAAGAACAGCGAGAAGUGCGAAGCUGCCGUAGAAUGGGGUGUGAACAUCGUCAACCACCUGUGGCUUGAAGAUUCUUACGCCAAAUGUAAGGAGAUGCCACUCACAGACAACCGGUAUACAUACUUCCCAUCGCGGACCAACCUAGGAGAGAUUCUGGGUCAGACCGAGAUUGACCGCGACGCUACCGAGAAGAUCUUCUACCCCAAGCAAGCACAAUCAAAGCCCGCAAAAGCAAUCAAGGCAGCAUCUGCAAAUGUUCAUGGAUCGAGUGUAGCGCCAAGGACAAGUGAAGCACCUGCCGCUGAGAAGGCCAAGCGUGGGAAAUCAGGGGGGGUAGGCGAUGUACAGACACCAUUACCACCUCGACGUACCGAUGGCAAAGAGAACGACACACCAGGUAGUCGCGGGGCAAAGGACCGGGCACUGUCAAAGCUCCACGAUUCCGCACCAGACAUCGCCCAGUUUGAGAAAGAGAUGAAGCGCAGAGGGGGUGUCAUACAUGGCGGGCGCCGACGAACAGAAGAUGAAGUCGACGAUCGGUUGAAGGAACCCAAGGGUGGUCGUGAGUCCGUUUCAAGCAAACGCUCGUUUGACGAAGUCGACGAGGACGACGAGACUGAGGAUGAGAUGACGGAGCUUCCUGCGAAGAACAAGCGCGCCAAGAAGGACAAGCUCACGCCUAUCAAGUUCCGCAUGUUGAUCUCCAAGGACGAACGAUGGACCAACAACCCUGAGAAGGAGUCAAAGGACAAAGCGCGCCUCCGAGAGCUUGGCCUAUUCAUCACAGACGAUUUCAAGAAAGUAGAUUUGGUCUGUGCACCACAGCCAGUUCGGACGAAGAAGUUUAUUGCGGCAAUGGCUUGUGCGCCUACGCUGGUCUCGACGAGUUAUCUCGAUUAUGCGCUCAAGAACAACAAGCUUCCACCGGCGGAGAACCAUCUGCUCCAGGCUAAAGACUUUGAAAAGGCCAACAAAUUCCGGUUAUCAGAAGCCGUCGAGCGUGCGAAGCAGAAUAAGCACCGCCUUCUGAAGGACUGGACCAUUUUCUGCACUGAGAAGGUAGCUGGUGGCUUCGAAACGUACAAGGAAAUCAUACAAGUCAACGGCGGAAAGUGCACGCUAUGGAAGGGUCGCGGAAUGACUGUUUCUGCAUCCAAGCGCAUAUUAAACACCUCUGACAAGGAGGUUAGCCAAAACCAAGUCGAAGAUGAAGGGGAUAUCCUGUAUCUCAUAUCUGAUGCCGACAAGAAGGAGUUCAGCAAUUGGACCAAGUUCCGUGAGCUAGCCCAGAAGCACGACAUGAUUCCGCGCAUUGUAAAGACCGAGUGGUUGCUGAAUGUCGCCAUGGCGCAAUAUGUACAUUGGGAUCCGCAAUGGGAGCUCACCGAAGAACUUGUCAAUGCUGCGAAGAAAUGAUUGUGUAUUACUUAAUGGUUGACGAUUGGCAUUGGGCGAUAGGCGUACAGGCGUAGGCACAGGGUUUGGGAAGUACCCAACCAUGAAGCGUAUGGGUGACGAUGUGUCUGUUGGAGCCGCCUCUACGAUGGAAGAGGGAAAAUUGGGGGGUUAGAACUGCUGGGGCCGUAGAAGAACAGGGACUAAAUUUCGGUGUACCCGGAAGGUAUCCAGAUACUUUUACACCAAGAAGAGCGAGUCUUGGUCGGCUGUAGGCAGAAGCACGUACAUGUCACUUGUAAUACAUGACCACAUAUGAGCUUGCAGCCCAGAGGCUUGAAACGCAAUGAGUCGUGAAGUUUGUUUCAGAGCAUGCAAAAGAUGACUGUUUUGUUGUCGAAGACGGUGUUGUCUUUUGGCGUCGGUCGGUUUGCGGAGAAGAAACUAUUGGUUUCAGAUUGACAGACGCACGGCAGUGUGAGGCAGGUAGACGGC